Molecule: messenger RNA, 1439 nt
Organism: Trichomycterus rosablanca
Lineage: Eukaryota; Metazoa; Chordata; Actinopteri; Siluriformes; Trichomycteridae
Product: cytoplasmic polyadenylation element-binding protein 1-like
Exons: 11
Coding region: 93-1220 (375 amino acids)
Biological process (GO): negative regulation of cytoplasmic translation
Cellular component (GO): neuron projection; nucleus; cytoplasm
Molecular function (GO): translation factor activity, RNA binding; mRNA 3'-UTR binding; mRNA regulatory element binding translation repressor activity
Source: RefSeq, a predicted model, not a curated record
GCAGCAACAACAACAGCAGCAUCAGUAUCAGUAUCAGUAUCAGUAUCAGCAUCAGCAUCGUGUUUACUAAAGUAAAUCAUCUGUCUUUCAUAAUGCAAGCAGCAAAAAAGGGACACGUCACCCCUGUAAAUCUGGAGAAUGAAGGUUUUCAGAUGAAGCCAGUGAAGAAGGAAGAAAGUGAUGAUGACUGUUACUUCUGUGAAGUAGCAGUAAUCCCUGUGGAACGCCUCGCCACAGUGAUCCAACAGUGUGGGGGUUUCCAAAAGAAGGCUGUAAAGAAUGAAGAACCUGCAGAUACAGAUGGACUCAGUGACGUAUCUAUAAUCUCUGUGGAAUACCGCGGCCCAGCGCGCCGGCAGCGUGGAGGGUUUCAGAUGAAACCAGAGAAGAAGGAAGAACCUGAAAAUAAGGAUGAAAUUGAAAUCAUCACAUGGACGGGCUCGCUACCCCCCAGGAAUCAUAUCAAGCCUGUAUACUCAUCUAAGGUGUUCCUCGGGGGGGUCCCCUGUGACAUGAAUCAGGCCGGCCUCAUCGCGACGUUCGCCGGCUUCGGCCCGCUGACCGUAACAUGGCCCGCUUCGAAAGGUCCCCUCAAACCUAGAGGGUACGUUUAUCUGGUAUUCGAAUCGGAGGACUCUGUGCGGGCGCUGCUGCAGGCCUGCACACAGAGCCAGAGUUCAGAAAGUAACAUGGAGUACUAUUUCAAGAUGUCCAGCAAGAGAUACUCGAGUAAGAGGGUCCAGGUGAGGCCGUGGGUCAUGGCGGAUUGUACCCAUGUCAGUGAGGACUUCAGACUCAGGCGGAGCUUUUCUGCUUAUGUCGGAGCGCUGCACGGGGGACUCUGCGCUAAAGACCUCAGCAUGAUAAUAAAUGAUUUGUUUGGGGGGGUUUCUUACGCAGAGCUCGACACGGACAAUCAUGAGUACCCCACUGGUUCUGGGCGUGUGAUGUUUAAUAAUAAAAGCAGCUACAUGAGGGCUGUGAGUGCCGAGUCUGUGGAGAUCAGGACCCCCAAAUUUAAUAAAAAGAUUCAGAUUGAUCCGUACCUGGAAGAGAAGAUAUGCCAGGUGUGCAGUCACCACCUGGGGGCGCUAUUCUGCAGGAACCAGGCCUGCUUCACAUAUUACUGCCGUUCAUGCUGGCAGAAGAAACACACAGAGGAGAGUUUGAUGGAUCACCUUCCUCUGAUGCGUAACCAGAGGAACAAAGAUUCCAGCUGAAUGCCUUGUUCAAGUCAGAAAGCACUGGUUCUGCCUGGACCCUACCACACCUCCCACCACACCUCCCACAACACCUCCCACAACACCUCCCAGGCAUCUCCAGCACCAGGAGAAAAUGUGUUUCUAUUUACAAACUACAGAGAAGUUGAUCAGUAAAACACUGGAACUCUUUUAUUUCUACUUUUUCUACUCGGUGAAAUAAAGAUGUAAGAGAAUGAA